AUGAUGCAAGCCAAAAAAGCCGGUUCUGGUUUCCGAUCUGACCCGCGUCUUUUGCCCCGCAUCCGUGACGUUUGGCAAGCGAAUGUAGAAUAUGACGCAGAAGAUAUCGUCCAUCAUCUUCAGCAAACUUAUCCAGAAUAUACCCGACGGAAAUUUCGUGAUUUCUUGAAAUUGGUAGAAAUUGGGCUUGGAAAGAUAAAGAAUGCUAACGUAGUCGACCUGACAAACGAAUCUAAUGACAUAUCAACAGUUGUGGAACGAAAGCGGAAGCUAGUGAUGAAAACUGCGAAGAGGCUUAGUCCUGUUUACGAUAAACCAGAAGCUGAUUUGAAAAAGCCUCGAAAAUCAUAUUCAUCGUUUGGAUCAUUGUAUAAAACGGAUAUUAACGUAGAGCCCAGUGUAUCACACGUUACGUUUUCAGAUAUUGGUGGUUGUGAGCAACAAUUUUUGGAAGUUUGUCGUUUCGUCAUGCAUCUUUUACAUCCGGAAAUCGAUGAUCUCUUUGGAGUUACUCAUCCUACUGGCUUUUUGCUUCAUGGCCCUCCUGGAUGCGGAAAAACAUUGUUUGCUCAGGCUAUUGCAGGGGAAUUCCAGCUACCAAUUUUGAAAGUGGCAGUGACAGAAUUAGUUUCUGGAGUAUCCGGUGAAACCGAGCAAAAAAUACGGUUAUUAUUCAACAAAGCGAUCGAAGAGUCACCAUGUGUUUUACUUUUAGAUGAUAUCGAUGCCAUUGCCUCAAAACGGGAUAAUGCACAACGUGAAAUGGAGAGGCGUAUUGUGUCACAGCUUGUUGCUUGUCUUGACGAUUUGUCAAAUUCGAUAAAAGAUGUUGACGUGAACGCAGACGACACAAAUGUAGAUAUUUCAAUCAGAAAAGUACGUAAAGGAAACCUGGUCCUGGUAAUAGGUACCACAAGCAGAGUGGAAACUAUGGAUCCAGCUCUACGAAGAGCUGGUCGUUUUGACAAAGAAAUAGCGUUGGGAAUCCCAAAUAAACGCGCUAGGUCGAAAAUAUUGAAAAUUGUGUGCAAAGGCCUUCGGCUAGAUGAAAGAGUAGUACUACAGGAACUGGCGCGCCUGACUCCCGGCUAUGUUGGAGCUGAUCUUAAAGCUCUAUCCAGGGAAGCAGCAUCAUGUGCAGUGAAUAGAGCAAUAAAUGGGAUAUUCGAAACAACGGAUGAACGUAAAUAUGGGGAGAAAAAAAUUGAACAAAUCGAGUUAGAAUUGCAAAAAAUGCUUACUUGGCUGAAGUCAUCAAAGCAAUUGAAUGAGACUGAUUUGCUGAAAAUUCAUGUAACCAUGGAAGAUUUCAACAAAGCAUUGACUCUAGUGGUUCCAUCGGCCAAACGUGAAGGAUUCGCCACUAUUCCAGAUAUCACAUGGAAUGAUAUUGGUGCGCUUGAAAGCGUUCGUGAAGAACUUAAAUGGAGCAUACUGGUUCCUAUAAAACAACCUGAACUCUUCGAUGAAUUUGGAAUAGAAAGCAGGCCUCAAGGAAUAUUGCUAUGUGGACCACCAGGUUGUGGUAAAACAUUAUUGGCGAAAGCUGUUGCUAAUGAAAGUGGCAUGAAUUUUAUCAGCAUCAAAGGCCCUGAAUUGCUAAGCAUGUAUGUUGGAGAAAGUGAAAGAGCAGUGCGUACCGUUUUUCAAAGGGCCAGAGAUUCUUCACCAUGUGUUAUUUUCUUCGACGAAAUUGAUGCAUUGUGUCCAAAGCGAAUGAGCAGUGAGAUGAGUGGCAGUUCAAGGUUGGUAAAUCAACUGCUCACGGAGAUGGAUGGUAUAGAAAGCCGAAAAGAAGUAUUUUUGAUAGGAGCAACGAAUCGUCCAGACAUUGUUGACGGUGCUAUUUUACGUCCUGGAAGAUUGGAUAAAAUACUUUUUGUUGAUUUUCCAAAUACAAAAGAGAAAGAAGACAUCCUUCGCAAAAUAACAAAUAACGGAAAACGUCCUCACUUAUCGGACGAUUUUUCUUACGGAGAUCUUGCUGCGGACCCUGCUCUUGAGUGGUUCACAGGAGCAGACGUAGCAGCACUUGUGCAUGAGGCGGGUAUUGUAGCUAUGCAAGAAAGCAUAUCUGGAAGCAAUACAAGUGGAUGUCAUCGAGUGACAAUGAGACAUUUCCAAAAUGCAGCCCUGCGAAUAAGGCCGUCUGUUCAAGAAAAAGACCGAAUUGUUUACCAGAAGUUAAAGAAACUGUAUGGAAAAUUGAAAUCAUAA
This is a messenger RNA of Cercopithifilaria johnstoni, 2217 nucleotides long. The record is from the annotation of a GenBank genome assembly. Lineage: Eukaryota; Metazoa; Nematoda; Chromadorea; Rhabditida; Onchocercidae.